Messenger RNA from Gekko japonicus, 1346 nucleotides. RefSeq names its product TMEM9 domain family member B (gene TMEM9B). The record is from RefSeq and is a predicted model, not a curated record. The transcript has 5 exons. Gene Ontology annotation, biological process: positive regulation of canonical NF-kappaB signal transduction. Gene Ontology annotation, cellular component: lysosomal membrane. Lineage: Eukaryota; Metazoa; Chordata; Lepidosauria; Squamata; Gekkonidae. The coding region runs from base 96 to 677 and encodes 193 amino acids.
GGUGGCUGAAAGCGGAAGUCGGGAUGGGCGUCGCUCUCCGAGUUGGGUCUUGAGGGCCGCCUUAGGGGCGGCGCGGGUGGGGAAGGGGCUCGGCGAUGGCGUCGCCGGCAGAAGCGGGGGUGGCGGUGUGCGUGGUGCUGGCUGUCGCCGUCGUGUUGGCCGGGCGGGUAGCAGAGGCGACCAAGAAUUCUGAGGAUGUCCGUUGUACAUGCAUCUGUCCUCCUUACAAAGACCAUGCUGGCAACAUUUUCAACAAAAAUAUUUCACAGAAAGACUGUGAUUGUCUUCAUGUUGUUGAGCCUAUGCCAGUUGCUGGGCCAGACGUGGAAGCAUAUUGCUUACGCUGUGAAUGCAAAUAUGAAGAAAGAAGCUCCGUCACAAUUAAGGUUACCAUCAUAAUAUAUUUGUCCAUCUUGGGUCUCCUUUUGCUGUACAUGGUAUAUCUUACAUUGGUAGAACCUAUUCUGAAGAGACGGCUAUUUGGUCAUUCACAGCUAAUACAAAGUGAUGAAGACGUUGGGGAUCACCAGCCGUUCGCAAAUGCUCAUGAUGUGCUGGCUCGUUCCCGAAGUCGUGCCAAUGUGCUGAACAAAGUGGAGUAUGCCCAGCAACGCUGGAAACGCCAAGUCCAAGAACAGCGCAAAUCUGUGUUUGACCGCCACGUUGUACUCAGUUAACUGAGCAUAAUUUUCUCCCAAUUAAUGCUGGAAGAAAAGAAGUUGGACUAAAUUAUAGCACUGAUUUGUCUUCCUGAUACACGGUUUCAGAAUAUUUUUUUGCUCAGUGAUAGCAAAGAAUAGUUGCAGACAUGGCAGACACAGCCAAUGGGAGAUAUUUAAAUCUUUAACAAGCCAAAAUCUAACUCUGUAUGCUGUUCAGUGGCUCUUACCAAUAAAAUAUAAGUAAUGAUCUGUGUGGUAAUCAUGCUGUUGAGAUGAUUAAUUACAAUACUUAUGGGGAAAAUUCACUAAUGUACGUGGAGAAACUGCAAGAGACAGUGUGCAGCGACAUAUAUGUUACAAAAUAACUUUACAUACUGUUGAACUUUUGUAAAUAUAUUUUCCUACUGUCUGUGUAUUGAAAACACACAUCUUAAGGUAUAGUUCUUGCAUUCAAAUUGGCUGGUUUUGUGUAAAUUGUGUUGCUUGCACUGUCAGCUGACUUCUGCAAAUGUGAAGAGUAGCAUACAUGGACAGAUGGUAAGCUCGAGGCUUAAAGCAGGAAACUAAAAUUAUCAUGCUGUGCACACUUAGUGAGAAUAUUGGUCUCCUGUUUUGCCUAUUAAGCAUUUUCUCUUGUUAUCUACAAAUCUUGAUUAUAUGUUUGAAUUUUGGUCUUCGGUGGGU